AUGUCCCGAGUUGCGACCCACAAGCUGUUCGCAGCACCUUCCUCAGGCCUCCGCGCCGUAGCCCUUGCGCAAGCCGCGAAUCGCUCCUUCUACGUCCAGUCGCGACACUCGAGCUCCCUUCCCACCGUAGCGCAGCUCGAUUUCUGGAAGGGACUCAUUCCCAAGCCAUUCAGGCGCGAAGAGAAACUUACCGACGAUCCCAUGAUCAAGCGAGUCAAGCCAAAGAGGAAGAAGGAAUGGAACCCGGCCACGUUCUACAUUGUCAUUUUCCUCCUGAUCGGCUCCAUGUCCAUCAACAUGUUGUCGACGAAGCAAGCGUUCGAGGCGUUCUCGCGACAAGCAGACGUCCGCAUCGGCGUCUUGCGGGAGGUGGUUGAAAAGCUACAGAGGGGCGAGACGGUUGAUGUGGAGAAGGAGUUGGGUACGGGUGACCAUCAGAAAGAGUUGGACUGGGAGGAGAUGCUGAGAGAGAUUGAGCGAGAAGACGUGUCGCGACAGAAGAAGCAGGAAAAGGCAUCGCAAGCGGAGGCGGCAGCAGCGGCGAGUAGCAGGGCCGAAGCACAACCGACUGCGGCGGUACCCGAAGCCGCGAGACCGCCGGCGCGGGGCAUGUCGAGCUUUUUCUAG
Messenger RNA from Colletotrichum godetiae, 627 nucleotides. RefSeq lists its product as uncharacterized. The record is from RefSeq and is a predicted model, not a curated record. Bases 1 to 627 code for a protein of 208 amino acids. NCBI's taxonomy places the organism in Eukaryota, Fungi, Ascomycota, Sordariomycetes, Glomerellales, Glomerellaceae. The transcript is spliced from 2 exons.